AUUCUGUUCAGUUGAGGCCGUGAAACGAGCGCGAGCGCACGUCUAAUUUAUUUUAAAAUAUUUAUAUCCGUGUAGUUAGUUUUUAUAAGUUUACGAUGGAAUGGCUAGAUACAAAACCAGUCAUAUUUGCGGACAAAUAUCGUAUAGAAUGUUUGUCUCCUGCUACGUUUCCGGGCGCAUUGAGAGUUAUAAAAGAAUCAUUCUGUCAAGAUGAAUAUGUGAGUAUUGGGAGUGAGGUGAACAAAAACCCAAUCGCAGCAGAAGAGUUGCUUGAGCUAUGCGCAGAUGCAGCGCUCGACAGCGUCUCCUUGGUCGCGGUCGAGGUCAAUACAAAUGAAGUUGUCUCAGUCGCUUUUAAUAAAAUUCAGGUACAAUGUAUGAGUGGAUCUGAGAAGCCAUUUUUCGAAGUAUUUGCCGAAGAACGUUGCACUCAGGAAUCAUCGCGCUCUCUUAUUCAAUUUAUGGCAACUGUAGACGGAAGGUGCAAUCUAUUUGAUAAAUACGGCGUCGACUGCAGCCUUGAAAUAAUGUUUCUCGCGACGCUACGAGAGCAUAGACAUAAAAAAUUAGGCAUGAUUUUAUGCAAGUACUCUGUGGAACUUGCUAAAAAGAUUAAAGAUGGUCCCGUCGGCAAAUUAACCGUGCAAGACCUUGGCCCAAAGUAUUCUAUGUUGAAAUCGAGAGAACCAUACGGAACAUAUCCAAAAAUAUGUCAAGCCAUCUGGACAUCUAUAGGAUCUCAAAAAAUUGGCAAAGUCCUAAAUUUUAAAGUUCAUCUAACUGUGUCGUUAAAGGAAUUUAUUUUCGAAGGCAAACCAUACUCGGAGCGAAUAGGUGACGAAAAUGCUUUUUGUGAAGUUGCCGCAUUUCCUUUAUACUAAACAAAUUAUU
Molecule: messenger RNA, 891 nt
Organism: Papilio machaon (common yellow swallowtail)
Lineage: Eukaryota; Metazoa; Arthropoda; Insecta; Lepidoptera; Papilionidae
Exons: 5
Coding region: 96-881 (261 amino acids)
Molecular function (GO): N-acetyltransferase activity
Source: RefSeq, a predicted model, not a curated record